Molecule: messenger RNA, 1791 nt
Organism: Lutzomyia longipalpis
Lineage: Eukaryota; Metazoa; Arthropoda; Insecta; Diptera; Psychodidae
Product: clavesin-2-like
Exons: 3
Coding region: 664-1671 (335 amino acids)
Cellular component (GO): membrane
Molecular function (GO): phosphatidylinositol bisphosphate binding
Source: RefSeq, a predicted model, not a curated record
GUUCGUUCAGUGUAGCUCCAACUGCUUCGCGGUGAAGUAUUUUGUCUGCAGCCGCGUUGGUGAAUCUGUUACGGGAGUGACGACGGUGUGGCGCCAUUCGGAGCCAUCACUAGUUCCGCCAACCACAUCCAUGCAAAGCUCUCAUAUUUAUAAUUGUGAACUUCAAUUGCGUCAGACGCAGAAAUAAAAUCGAAUAAAACUGUGUGAUUUGUGACUUUUUCGUGGGCAGGUCGCCACAUUGAUUCCACACCAGACAUUCCACCAAACCAAUUACUCCAUCCGGAUUAAAAUUGCCCCCAUCGCGCAGUGGCUGUGCUAUAAAUUUUUUCAAGUUUAAAUACAAAAAAAAGAGUUUUAGCUGCUCUGCAUAAAUAUUUAUAUUAAAUGAACUGCAAGUGGUUCGGGCACGAGGAAAGAUCAUAAUCUUAACACCUUUGUUGUGUGUUACAUAUUAUAAAAGAAAGUACGCACCCGUGGAUGUUCUGUUAGAACCGAAGAUAUACCCGCCGAAAGCCACUCACAAUCUUAUCAGGAGUUUCUAAAAAAAAAAAGGAAGUUAAACCCAUCGAUUGAUAAUAAAUUUAACAUAUUACGCACCUCUGCAAAAGGAACAAAAAAGUCGUAAAGAGCUGGUCGUGCCCGUUACACACAGAGAGCGGUGAGAUGUCGGAGUAUUUUGAGUUUCAAUGGGAUAUGAGAUCCAAAAUAAGUGAUGUGCGCGUAGGUGGGAAUAAGAAGUACUACAAUGUCUGCAAUGAGCCCACCGAAUGGAAUCAGGCACUUUUCCGCAUAAAGGAGCUCAUUGGUGCCAGUAUGGACUAUGCCCUGAAGGAUAAGUCCUGCUACCAUGACAACGAUUUCCUCCUGCGCUUCCUCUUUGCGCGCAAAUUCGACGUGGAUGAGGCAUUUAGGCUCAUUGUGCGGUACUUUGCCUACCUACAGAAGAAUCAAGCUAUUUUCCAAAGAUUAUCCGUCUUCGAUGAGAGUGUCCAGCUGGCGCUGCGUGAUGGCUUCCCGGGUAUACUUCCAGAGAGAGAUCGACGUGGACGCAAAGUUUUGGUAUUUUUCACAGCAAAUUGGGAUCCAGCACUGUAUUCCCUGCUCACCGUCUACCGCGCAAUGUUGCUGUCGCUGGAAAAAUUGCUGGAAGAUAAGCAAAAUCAGGCUAAUGGAUUUGUUGCCAUUGUCGAUUGGAGUAAUCUCACACUACAAAAGUCUUCCCACCUCAAUCCAAAGAUACUCAAACUCAUGAUCGAGGGUCUACAGGACUGCUUUCCAGUUCAAUUCAAAGCCAUCCACUUUAUCGGGCAGACGUGGUACUUGGAAGCUGCGAUGGCUGUGAUUCGACAGUUCCUCAAGGAGAAAACACGCUCACGCAUAAAGUUGCACAGUAAUUUAUCAACACUGCACGAGUGCAUUGCACGGGAUGUCCUGCCAACGGAAUUGGGCGGGGAGGCGCCCCCCUUCAACCCACUCGAAUGGUAUCACACCCUCCUGGCAUCGAGUCAGGAAAACACCAACAUCUCCCAACCGCGCUCCUACUACAUCACCCAAGCCACAGUGUACUCCACACCACCCCCAAGUUGCAUCAAAAAUGGCAAUUCAGUGGCCAAAAAGGGCGCCAACGAUCCCGCGCGGAAUUCCCUUUUGAGUCUCGACGACGACCUCUGAGAGGCUACGCAAAUCACGCGAUGUUGUCCACAAAGAUGAGAAAAAAAUUGACUGAAUUUGUGAGAAUUUUUUUUUUAUAAAGAAAACGUAUUUUUUAUACAAUAAAAUUACUUUAGUGUU